AUGGAGGAUGAAAACAGUUCAGCGGCCACAAGCUCCACGAUCAGCAACAGCUUGCCAUCAUCCACUUCUCAGCCCAAUCGACAUCCUCUAUCCACCCAGCCAGAAGAUAAUCUCCCCAGCGGCAGUUCGCUCAGGACGAAGUCAUUAACGACAACCUCGGGUGUCGAUGCCACUGACUCGGAACUAAUCCUGGUGGGCGAUCGGACUUCUCCCUUUAGCCAACGUACUUUGUUCGCGCUACAGGAAAGAAACAUCGCGUACCGGUUUCAGGAGGCAACAGAUGCCCAAAAAUCUCUCGAUGCGACAGCUACAAUCCCUACUCAAUAUCUUCCUUUCUUCAUUUAUCGUGGUACACCUGUCGCCGGCGGUAGCGUGAACUUAAUCCAAUUUCUCGAAGAUGCCUUUCCCGACCACCAUCCACGCCUAUUGUCUAAUGAUCUAAUUGAAAGAGCUCGGGAGCGACUUUGGUCAGAUUACAUUCGCCAAUACGCUGUUCCACUAUUCGUCAGAGCGCUGAGGGCACGAGUCACCUUCCAUCGAUGCGAUAGUACGACCAUUGCUGGAUUGGGGAAAGUUCUAAACAACUAUUGUGAAUCUUGUAUCGGCCCCUUCUUCUCAGGUGAUCAACUCAGUUUACCCGACAUACUCAUAGCUCCAUUUGUCUUUCAAACCCGGCUUAGCGCCUUCCCUAGACUAGCCACCGCAGCGUCGACUUUGGUCGAUUCGGGAGCUGGGGCUCGCUACCAAGAAUAUGCCAAUCACUUGCUGAAGUGUCGAAGUCUGAAGGAAGUACUGCCCAAGAGUGACGUUACUAUUGAGAAUUUGGGUAUCCAAAUCCAAGCCAUGUCGAGGCGGAUAUCACCCAGUGUACCACCGCUACCUCCAGAAAUCGUGACUCAAAUAAUCGAUGAACUUGGCGACUACGAAUUAGCGGAGACCUUGGACGUUGCUCAUCACAUCCCACCCACAUCAGCCUGGUUAGAGCUCGCAACGCCGCUCGAUCGGGCGGUCUUAUCUGGUCGAUUGGCACGGGUGAUUGAAGUAUAUGCGGACGAGAAACAUGCAAGCCUUUCGACAUGGGGUGCACGAGUGAUGGUACGGUUCGGAUACAUUGCGAUGCUCGAUUAUCUGCUAUCUGUCGAGCCUGACCAACUCCAUCAGAUUUGUGACAAUCUCUUGCCGGACGUUGCAUCGGCAUGGGAGCGAGUCAACGUUUUGGAGUGGGCUCUACAUGGAGGGUUUGGGCUCCAGGCUGAUGCCAGUGAAUCAGCGAUUAACGAAGCCUCGCUUAACGGUCACGUGGCCGUCCUAGAAUGGUGGAAGAACUCGGGCCUAGCUCUCAAGAUCGGCAAUGCGAUGGAUUACGCUAGCUUGGAGAGCACGACGAUCUCAUUGGAAUGGUGGACACGAAGCGGCUUGGAAGGAAAAUACAGCCGGAUGGCGCUUCUCAAUGCUACUAAUCAAGGCCAUCUCAAGGUCUUAGAUUGGUGGCUGAACUCGGGUCUUCAACUAGUCUAUGACAAGGAGAUCUUGGUUGGCGCGACCAAGUAUGGGAAGGUGGAAAGCCUCGAAUGGUGGUUCAACAGCAGGCUUAAAGUCGCUUACACGAUCUUUGAUAUCGAGGAAGCCAUCGAAGAUUGUACUGAUCGCCAGCUCGAAGUACAUGCCUGGUGGAAACGCCAGGGUCUUGAUCAAGGUAGUGCUCUUGACUGGAAUGGGAUUAAAUUCCUAACCAACACCCAAGCUUAA
Molecule: messenger RNA, 1749 nt
Organism: Puccinia triticina
Lineage: Eukaryota; Fungi; Basidiomycota; Pucciniomycetes; Pucciniales; Pucciniaceae
Exons: 6
Coding region: 1-1749 (582 amino acids)
Cellular component (GO): cytoplasm
Source: RefSeq, a predicted model, not a curated record